AUGGCGCCGAGCACCUUCCCGCGCGCGCUCCUGGCCGUGUCCCUCGUUCUCCUGGUGGUCGGCGGCCUCGGGCCGGCGGCGGAGGCACAGCCGCCGGGGAGGUGCGUGCCGCAGCUGAACCGGCUGCUGGCGUGCCGCGCGUACCUGGUGCCCGGCGCGGCCGACCCCAGCGCCGACUGCUGCAGCGCGCUGAGCUCCAUCUCGCGCGACUGCGCGUGCAGCACCAUGGGCAUCAUCAACAGCCUCCCCUCCCGCUGCAACAUCGGACAAGUCAACUGCUCGGCUUGA
This is a messenger RNA of Triticum turgidum subsp. durum (durum wheat), 288 nucleotides long. Lineage: Eukaryota; Viridiplantae; Streptophyta; Magnoliopsida; Poales; Poaceae. The record is from the annotation of a GenBank genome assembly.